UCAAACCCAAACCCCCCAAAACCCCUCUCAGUCUCUCACACACGCUAGUGGUUAGACACUACCAUGGCGUCACUUAAGCUUCUCCUCUCCCAAGCUCGCCGCCACUGCCUCACCAAACACCCUUCCCAUUUCCACUCCCCCCUUUCUCAUUCCCUCAUCUCUCACAACAGAUCCUUUUCUUCUUCCCAAUCUAACCCUCCAACCACACCCUUCGAAUCCAUUCCAAUCGACCCCGUUUCCUACCCCGUCAAACCCAAUGCCCCGCCGCCACCAGAGCCCCAACCCUCCUCCGACGCCCAAUCUCUCACUCAACCUCCUCCUACACCAGCGGAUGUUCCCGAACAGCCGCGAGCAUGGACUCGCGAAGAUAUUCGGUACGUGAAGGACGCGCCGUCUAUAACGCCGGUGUCAUACCCUGUGCGGGUGGCUCCACUCCCCGACGAUAAUGCCGGCCAGGCGAAGAAUGAGGAACUGGAGAAGGAGAGGAAGCGAAUUGAGGCGGAGGAUCAGAUUAGGAAGAAGAUUAUUAAAGCUACGGAAGAUGAAAAGAUGAAGGUGCCUUUUCCUUUGUUGAUAAAGCCCAAGCAAAAGGAGAAGCCACCUCUUUAUGAUUUGACAGAGGCCAUUCGCCAAGUUAAGGCCAAUGCCAAGGCAAAGUUUGAUGAAACUGUUGAAGCACAUGUAAGAUUGGGCAUUGAUUCAAAGCGAACAGAACUGGCAGUUCGUGGUACUGUAAUUCUGCCUCACGGGGCUCCUAAGGCCGUCAGUGUGGCUGUUUUUGCAGAAGGGACAGAGGCAGAGGAAGCGAAAGCUGCAGGAGCUGAUAUAGUUGGUGGUAAAGAGCUUAUUGAGGAGAUUGCAAGUGGUAAUAAUAAGCUCAAAGUUGACAAGUGCUUCUCCACUCCUGGAAUGGCACCUCAUCUUGGAAAGAUAGCACAAUAUCUCAGAAAGCGCAGACUGAUGCCUGACAAGAAACUAGGUACUCUGACUAGUGAUAUUGCAGGGCAGUUGAAAGAGCUAAGACAGGGUCGUAUUGAGUUUAAAAUGGAAAGUAAAUCAAUUUUGCAUGUGGGAGUUGGAAAGGUAAGCUACAAAGAAGAGUCUUUACGGGAGAAUAUUGGUGCAUUUAUGAAUGCUGUAUUACAAGCAAAACCUGCUGGCUUGAAGAAGACUUCUAAAUAUGCUGGGUAUGUGUUGUCUGUCCAUAUAUGCAGCACGAUUGGCCCAGGGGUACCAGUAUCAAUACAAUCGUUAUCCAAAGCAGCAGAUAACUAUAAGAAAGCACAUCUGGUAUGAAUCGUGUGGAUUGGAUAUGGCUUUCGACAUGAAGCUGAAUUUUGAUGAAUCAUAUGUUGCUUUAGUUUUUGUCCAUUACCAUUGAUUUUCUAAGGUUUGUUCUGUGAUAUAGGUGGCAAUAAGUAAUUGGAAUAUUUAAUAUCUUUUGUAUGAGCUUGAUGAACUUUUUGGUGGUCUUCCAUGUUUCAUGUUCCUCAUUGCAGCACUGAAAAAUAUUGCUUACUUAAUUUAUUCUUAGUAAUACCGAGCUAACCCCUUUAUUUUGUGAUUUAA
Molecule: messenger RNA, 1569 nt
Organism: Cicer arietinum (chickpea)
Lineage: Eukaryota; Viridiplantae; Streptophyta; Magnoliopsida; Fabales; Fabaceae
Biological process (GO): translation
Cellular component (GO): large ribosomal subunit
Molecular function (GO): structural constituent of ribosome; RNA binding
Source: RefSeq, a predicted model, not a curated record